Bicyclus anynana (squinting bush brown) is the source of this 2592-nucleotide messenger RNA. RefSeq names its product zinc finger protein 567. The record is from RefSeq and is a predicted model, not a curated record. The coding region runs from base 157 to 1212 and encodes 351 amino acids. Gene Ontology annotation, biological process: regulation of transcription by RNA polymerase II. The transcript has 4 exons. Gene Ontology annotation, molecular function: chromatin insulator sequence binding. Gene Ontology annotation, cellular component: chromosome. Lineage: Eukaryota; Metazoa; Arthropoda; Insecta; Lepidoptera; Nymphalidae.
GACAUUGACAGGAUUUACGAUUUUACAUGAAUUUUAAUUUUCCGGAGAUGAGAAUUGAAUUCCGGUUAUUUUCGGUUUAAACUUUAUUUUCUUCCAAAAACUCCGAAAAUUGUUUUUUAGGCAAGUAUGAAGCAAAGAGUAAAUUGGUAAUCUGGUAUGCAAGCGACUAUUGUUAAAAUGGAUAAUGAGAAAGGUAUUAUUUUUGAUGUAACAGUGAUGAAGCAGGAACUAUUAGACGAAGACUUAAUAGUAACCUAUGGCAAUGUCUACGACUCUUUUCUUGAUGUGAAAGAAGAGCUAAUCAGUGAAGAGUUUUGUGACAACAAUGUUUUUAAUUCAUCAGCAUUAACAGUCUUAUGUUUGAAAGAAGAAACUGCUGAAUUAGAAGGACUACAAGACCUACCUGAACCUCAACAAACACAAUUAUUGAAUGAUGAUGUAUCAACAAGUACUGAUAUACCUACUAAAUCUGACUACUCAGACACUGUAAUAAGUUUCCCUGAACACUGUAUUGGUGCACCUUUGCUAAAGGAUCAUACAAAAUCUAAAAGCACGAACAUCUGUGAAACCACACUAACGGGAAAAAAACAGAAAAGACGGCGAAAAGAAUUAAAUAAAUCUAAAACUAAUAUACAUAAGAAAUGUGAUACUUUAGAGCCCCAUAAUACAAAUGAUACUUUAGUGCCCCAUAAUACAAACCUAGAAUUACUUUUUUGCGAACACUGCUCAUUCAAUAGUGUAUGUAAGGCGAACUUAAAGAGACAUAUUACUAAACACAGCAAAGAGAGAGAAGACAUUAUUUGUAAAAUUUGCAUGAAAAAGUUUACACUGAGAGGCAAUCUACUGAGACACAUGAAAAUUCAUUCUGGUGUGAAGCCUUUCUCUUGUGAUAUUUGUGGUUUUAAAGUUAGAUGGAAAUACCGUUUGGAUAAUCAUAUGAAAAGCCACAUAGGUAAAAAAAGGGAUAAACAUUUCUCAUGUAAUAUUUGCAAGAAAAAAUUUACAACUAAGAGUAAUUUAAUGACCCAUAUAAGAAAACAUUCGGGUAAGAAACCUUUCAGCUGUGAAAUAUGUGGGAAGAGAUAUUUAACCAAGGAUAGUUUAGUUGUUCAUAUGAGAGUCCAUACAGGUAUUAAACCGUUCUCUUGCCAUGUAUGUAGCUAUACAUGUAGAUAUCAUUCUUCCAUAGCUAAGCACAUGUUAAAGCACUGAUCAAAAUCCGUUAUUGUUGUAAAUUACUCAAAAUCAAUACCAUCAAAUUAUUAAAUAUGUAUUGUCCAGUUCGAGUCAUCACAGUCGCCGUCGGAGGAUGCAUAAUUGUUCAUCUACACGGGCGGCAGCUGCUACCGACGACUGCAGUCUGCGACGUCUCGGCGGCAGCCAACGGCAGUCUACUCUCGGCGGCAGUAGCCGACUGCAGUCGACUGUCGUUGACUACCGCCGAGAGCGAGACGUCGCUGACUACAAUCGUCGGUAGCAGCUGUCGCUGAGACGUUGCCGACUGCAGUCGACUACGGUCGUCGAUAGAGUUGCCGCUCGUGUAUAUGAACCCUAAUUCAUAAUGCUUGUGCCUUGUUUCAUAAUAUCAUAAUUCUUAAUUUCAUAAUCACAUCUUAGUAAGCUGUGAAAUCAUGGGCGUAGCCAGGAUUCUAUCUAGGGCUUAGACCAUUAUUAAUGGUCUAACAUCUAGGGGGGACAGCUAUACUAAAAUUUGAGUAGCUAGUACAAUAUCAGUACAAUAGAGUCAGACUGAAACUAGUUUUUACCGCCAAAGCCGAAACAGUAAUUCGGCGUCAGUUUCAUUUCGGCCGAAACCAAAACUUCCAUAGAGGUCAUUUGGGUUCCGUACCUCAAAAAGAAGAAACGGAACCCUUUUAUGAUCACUUUGUUUACCGUCUGUCCGUCUGUGUGGGAUAUUUUUACGCUUGAUGGCGUUAAGUCGAAAUUCUAACUUAAACUUGAUUAAAUUAAAAACCACUUCUUUGAAUAUCUUAAAAUUUGGUAUUUCUGGAAUCAACUAACCGAUUUAGAAUAAUUAAGACAAGCCAUUUAUUUCGACAAAAUUAGUAUCACCAAUCGAUGUCAAAACCGAACCCCUUUUUUAUUUUUAGUUAAUUGUUUAUUAUUAUAAACUUUUGCACUGUAAGCGAGCGGGCUUUCAUUUGUUUCAAAACUACAACAUAUAUUCAACAAUUCCGAAUAGAAUGACUCGCUAAACUCCAUCAUUGUUGUAAUGCACAUAGUUAUUAGGCUAAGUACAUAGUUGCAGUCCAAGUAGAUGACAACACAGGGUUACCUUAAUGCGCCAAUAAAUGACAACAGCCUCUGCUACAGCGCCCUCAUCUGGGGGCACGGCAGUGCCCCCGCAAGUCGAGCAAAAAAGAAAUAUUUUUCCUUUCUUUUGUAUCGCACUAUAGUAAUUACCUACAAAGUACCAAAAUAUUUUUUGUAAUCAUGAUCUGUAAAUGCGAAUUACUGCUUUUACUACAAACAAUUUGAUUACAUUGAUGAUCUAUUAUAAUGAAGAAUAGCAUUAUUAUAUUUUUGUACAUCAGGAUUGGUUUCAAGAAUAAAAUUUUAAUUGUAAUGUAA